CGGGUACCGCCGGAUGCGGCGCCGCCCAGGCGUGCGUAGGGGAGAAAGCGGGGCAGGAGGUGCGAGGUUUUGUUUACCGCCCCCGGUGGAAAUAUUCUUUUCCGUUUCGUUCGAAAAGGUUUGAUGAUUUUGUUUUCCCUAGGGAAGACAGCGUGGCAUCCAUAGCGUAUACAUACAAAAACGAUGCAAAAGACAUCAAAGUCACGCUUAUACCGUUGCAGCACUUUGCGCACCCUCAGUUUUUCCAUCAGGUGGAUAGCAUCUGCAGCCAACAUCAUUCUGUUUUGAUGGAAGGGCGAACUCCGUUGACUGGUGCACCAUAUUCAACGAUUGUUCCACCCCGUGAAGCUGUUUCUUGUACACGCCCUGGAGAACACAUAGAUGAUGAAGGUUGGGAACCACGAGAAAUUGAACGUUUCUGGCAACCGUUUUCCUGGGGAGUUAAGGACUCCCCGAAUUUGACCGUAAUUCACGCAGCCGAUAAGUAUGACUAUGAACGAUUGCCGUGGUGGUGCUCUCUUCGAUUUAACAUGCCUAUUUUAGGAAGUUUUGCCAGGGAAAAACAUUGUUUGGAUAUGAUAUAUCCCUUGGCAGCAAAUGGGUAUAAAGCGUUUGCAAUUCCAUGGGGAGCGGCUCAUAUGCCUAUAUUCAAUGAGAUGCUUAUUGAUAAUGGAUUUGAACAAAUUGGCAUGUGUUCACUUUUGAUGUUUAAUCGCAUUGAUGGUGACAUCAGCGCUGGAGAACAUGAGAAAUUUUGUCAACUUCAGAAGAGGCAAAAAAGAUUCGUUCAAAUGACCUGGGUAUUAGCUAUAAUAAGUCUCUUGCUAUUUAUGCGCACCAUGGUUACUGUAGAGUACAGAAAGGGAUAA
Trypanosoma grayi is the source of this 869-nucleotide messenger RNA. RefSeq lists its product as hypothetical. The annotation marks the transcript as partial. NCBI's taxonomy places the organism in Eukaryota, Euglenozoa, Kinetoplastea, Trypanosomatida, Trypanosomatidae. The record is from RefSeq and is a predicted model, not a curated record. The transcript has a single exon.